AUGACGUUGUAGGAACAUGGCGCCUCUGAGGAGAGGUGGUGCCUGACAGUUUGGACUAUUGAUAAAAUAUUACGUGUGAAUAAACGUAGAGCACUACCGGCAAAGCGUAUUUAUCUAAAUAUUAUUGUUCUAGAAAGGUAAUAGACAUGUUCUAUCUUUCAUGGAUAAUGAAACGGCAUUGUUUGAGGCAUUGAUAGCUCAUGUUAGCUUGUCGUUGCUAUUGACGCUAGCCAACGCGUUUAGUCAUAAUACAAUGUUUGCGGUGCGGGCAUUUUCAUUUAGCCUGUAGAUAUAUUAUUUAUCAAUGAAAUUUACAUUUUAUUUCGUUUAUUAGUAUUUAGUUAUAAUUUGACGAUUUUGGAUUCUCAUUAGCUAGUUAGCUAGCUAAGCUAAAAAGGAUGGGGAACCGUCAUGGAUUUGUGUUGUUGCUGGCGACUGGAAUUUUUCUGUCGGCGUUAUUUCUGGCCGAAGGUGCUCCGCUUCCGUAUUCUGACACAACAGGGGAGACUGCAGGUGGCCAGCCGUCUGUCUCUCUACACCUCUCUGUGGUUGUGUCACUGAGUGCCCUGCUUGUCCUGGUGGCCCUGCUGGUGAACUGUGUGACCUGCUGCAAGGAGCGGGAAGUCAAUUUCAAGGAGUUUGAGGACAAUUUUGAGGAUGAGAUUGACUUCACCCCUCCAGCUGAAGACACCCCCUCCAUGCAAUCCCCUGCUGAGGUGUACACCCUGGCAGUGCCCCCCGUGGCCCUGCCCGGACCCCCCCAUCUGGAGACACCACCCCGUAUCUCAGUGGGAUCCACUGGCCCUCAGGUGGUCCGUCACAGUCUCAGCUACAUCCAGGAGAUUGGGAACGGCUGGUUUGGCAAGGUCCUCCUCAGUGAGAUCUACACAGACCCGGGUGGGGCCAAGGCGGUGGUCAAGGAGCUGAAGGCUAACGCAAGUGCCAUGGAGCAGAAUGACUUCUUGCAGCACGGAGACCCUUACAGAGUUCUGGUGCACCCUAACAUCCUGCAGUGUCUGGGCCAGUGUGUGGAGGCUAUCCCCUUCUUGCUGGUCUUUGAGUACUGCGAGCUGGGGGACCUCCGGAGCUACCUGUCUCAGCAGGAUUGGAUGUUCCGAAAUGCUGAGCUGCUGCAGCUGCAGAAGAUGGCCUGUGAAAUCGCUGCUGGCGUCACCCACCUCCACAAACACAACUUCCUGCACAGUGACUUAGCCCUGAGGAACUGCUAUCUGACUGCAGACCUGACGGUCAAAGUGGGAGACUAUGGCAUCGGCCCCUACAGAUACAAGGAGGAUUACAUCAUCACAGAGGACGACGAGUCGGCGCCCCUGCGCUGGAUGGCCCCGGAGCUGGUGGGGGAGCGCCAUGGGGGCGUGAUCACUCUGGACCAGACCAAGCCUGGCAAUGUGUGGGCCUUGGGGGUGACUCUGUGGGAGCUGUUUGAGAACGCUGCCCAGCCCUACCCUCACCUGUCUGACCGUGAGGUCCUGAACCACGUCAUCAGGGAACAGCAGAUCAAACUGUUGAAACCACAGCUGGAGCUGCCCUACUCCGACAGAUGGUAUGAGGUGCUACAGUUCUGCUGGCUGACUCCAGACAAGCGGGCCACGGCCGAGGAGAUCCACCGGCUGCUCACCUACCUGCGUAUGCAGGGCCAGAAGGAUGUGGAGGACGACUUCCAGCAGCGCUGGGACUCCCUCAAGCCCAACCCUGUCACCCGCCAGACCACCGUCAGCCACUCCUCCUACCCCAUUCUGGAGCAGUUCGCAGAUGACGCCCUGCGGGCCGAGGUGGACGAGGUGCUCACCGUCACUGAGACCAGCCGUGGCCUGAGCUUCGAGUACGUGUGGGAAGCGGCCAAGCACGACCAUUACGAUAGCAGCAGUGGCCAUGGACGCUCGGCCACUGACACCACGCUCAACUAUCACAGCAUGUUCUUCCCCGUGCCCAGCGAGGACAUUCAGGCCCACUUUCCAGACCCCGCAGCCCCCAGGACGGGGGGCUCCGACAGCAGGAACACCCAUUCGGCAAUCCCCGGGAUCCUUCCCGUGUUUGACGCUCACAAACCAGCCAAUGGAAAUGAGUACUACAUCCAGUUGGAGGAGCAGGGGGAGAGCACCGUGGAGGAGAACAGGGGUCCGGAGGUAGACACAGUUUCAGACAGGCAGACAUUUGUCACCCUCCAAGACGUCCGCUUGGAUGAGUCCAGCACUGAUGCAGACUUCUUCCACCACAGCAUAGACUCUAAGGACUCGUACCUCCAGGACAGCCACAUCUGGUCGUCCAGUGAGCAUGACAGCCCCUUCCACACCAACAUCUUCAGCGAAGGAGACUCCAGACAGGACUCCCAUUCCUGGAACAGGGGCUUCAUGGAGCUUCCAGAACUCAACGGAAAUGGUUUCCAGAGAGUGGAGUCUGUAGAGGGGCAGGCCCAGGGAACAGAAAAGUGCUUUCGGAAUUCUUUUUUAGGGGAGCGCCAUUCAGAGGUCAUCCUCCAGGACUCUUUAGAGGAGGCAGAGGGCGAGGGAACCCCGGAUGUGAUGAGGCUACUGAACACUGAGAAACUAGCGGACAACUUCAUGUUCCUCAAAGAGAAGAGCCUGAUGAAGGAGGGCUCUGGUUUAUCAGGGAAAAGUAGUGGGAGUCAACAACUGGACCUCCUCCAACCUGGUCUGACCCACAUCCCCGAGCACAGUUUCAGAAUGAACUCUUGGGAUGAUGAUGAUGAUGAGACCAUAGAUGGCAUAAACGUAGCAGAGAUCCCCAUAAAACCUGUGGAGAGCAACAUGUCCCCAGCAGAGGAGGAACUUUUUGACUUUAUGAGUCCCAGUUUUGUGGAUUUUCUGCAACCUCUAGCAGACCCUAAAACACUGGUGCCUUCAAAUACACUGGUAACAGAGGACAUCUGUAGCAACCAGCUGCCAAUUAGAGAACUGCUGCAGCAGUCCUCUAAUAUGAUGGACUCUGCUUUUGACUCUACCUCUGAGAGGGCUGAGGUCCCUGUUAUUAGUUCAGCAAAUAUCCACCAGUCUCCCACACUCUUCUCUGAAAGUGCCACUACAGACCCCCUGUGCAUGGAUGCCAAAAACCCCAGCCUUGAAGACCGCCUCAGAGCCUCAGAGGAUGACUGUGUUGAAUCCAUAGGAAUCAAAGAGCCAACAGACGACCCGCUAAGCUCUCCCCCAGUCUAUGUCAGUGAGAUUGCUGUUGACAAUGGCCUGACCAGUGAAGGCUUUACCAGUGAUGAUCUGCUGAGCGACCUGGUUGAAGAUGAUACAGAGGCCGAAAUGGACACCGUCCUCUCUGAGCAUGAACAUGACAACGAGCACGACAGGUCCUCUCUGCUGGUCUCUGGUCCUUCCAUGGACCAGAUCAGCCAGGACAGCCUACUGGAGGACAGUGUUUCCACCACUCUGCCAACUGUGGAGUACUCAGCCGAGACACCAGACUCCCUGGACAACAGCCACAUGCUGGAGGAGUCUGUCGAAGAGCUAAACACCCCGGCAGCCCCUCACAAGCUCCAGCCCCCGUACAAAACAGCCGACAGCGGCUACGAGACAGAGAACCUGGAGUCUCCAGAGUGGAACUCUCAGCCCAUCAUCAAAGACCACUUCUCAGAGGAAAACGGUCUGAGUUUGGCCGAGGAGGAGGAGGAGCCAGCAGCGGCUACCAUGCUGGUUCCCCCUGAAAUCAUCGUCUCGGAGGUGGAGACUCAGGACGGUGAGGACCAGCAGGCAGAGUCCAUCGCCCCUGGCGAGGAAUCUUUCAUGGGAGGCAACUACAGAGACUCUGCUUACUUCUCUGACAACGAGUCCGAGCCCGAGAAGAAGUUUGAAGAAGCCAUCUCGCCAACUGUGGACAUCAGUGGCUGUGUUUCUGGAGGUCCAUCUGAAGUCACAGAGGAGGAGCAUGUAGAGUCUUCUGCUGGGUCACAGUCUCCCAUUGCUCGAGAAGCUCUGGUUGAUAUCGGAGUGGAGAAGACCGAGCCUCAGCCCCUGGAAGGGACCAGUCUCCCUGUGCUGAUCCUCACCACAGAGGAGGACUGGGAGAAGACUUCACCUGUGUCCAUUGACGGCAGUGUGGACGAAACCGGGACACUGGAGUUCUUCCCUGACUUCAGGACUCACAGUCACUCAGAGUCCAGCGGCACUUCCACCGAGGACCUGGAAAAGCCUCCAUUGCCUGCUGUUGCUACCUCAGCAAAACCUUUUCCUGAGAACAUACCGGUACACGCUAAGCUAACCAGGACCUACGCCAGCGAGAUUACCCCCAAGUUGAAGGAGCCCGACAUGGAGGGGAGGUACCUGGGCAGGCGGGACGGCUCUGAUGGGCAGGAGGACGGAGGGGAGGCAGACGAAGAGGACGAUAACAGCGAUGACUCAGAUGAUGACAUGCGGGCGUACCGGCUGCACAGCUCCAGCGAGGACAGCGAGGACGACACGGUGCACCCGGUUCCCGUUAUAGUCUCGGAUGACAGUAGAGCGCGGAACCUCAAGAGCCUGCUGAAGGUCACCCCCAGUGCCAAACCCUCCAUGCCAUCAGGGGGCAGUGAUUCAGACAGUGCCAGUAGAGCUGUGUCGUUCUUCGACGAUGUCACUGUUUUCCUUUUCGACCAGGAGACCCCCACCAAGGAGCUGGGAGACCCUUCGUCAGGUUCCAACAGCCAGGUGUCAGAGUUCAGCAGCCCUGUGCCCACGGCCAGCUACCUGAAUAGGUUCACCAACUCCACAGAGAGCUCCACAGAUGAAGAAGGCGGUGGGUUUGAAUGGGAUGACGACUUCUCGUCCCCGGAGCCCUCGGUGUUCCUCUCCAAGGCAGCUUCGGACCUGGCCAUGUCUAAGACAAUGUCCCCUUCGUCUACGGCCUCGCACUACUUUUCCCCUCCCGGGGGCUGUACCCCGGAGCCCAGCUGGAGCAGCUCCAACUACUCCCGCUUCUCCAUCUCCCCGGCCAGCAUCGCCAGCUUCUCCCUUACACACCUUACUGACUCAGACACCGAACAAGGAGGAAGCAGUGAAGAAGGAGAUAAAGACUAAGGUGCAUGUGGAAGGGUCCGUUUCCCCCCACAACGUCAGGUGAAUGUAGGAGAGCUCAACAUGCAGGCUAAAGACGGACGGAUGAUGACACGGUGUUAUGAAGGCCGUGGAUGCUUCUCUUCUCAGGCAGAACUGCACCCAAGAGGUGGCCAUGAAGAGAACUUGAAACAGACUGAGCCAGAGGCUCCAAAAGCCAACAACGCCCUCAACAAAAUCCCCUUCCUUCCACCAAAAGCCUCUUAGCCUUGUGCUCUCCCCCCCCCCCCCCAGUGCAAUGCAGCAGGAAGAACAGACAAAACUGACCUAACUUUGUUUGCUUUGAGACUUGUCGAGCGCAUUCCAAGUGUUUGGUUAAUGUCCUCCUCUCCUGAGGGGAUUCUGUUUCACCCCAAAAAUACUUUUAUUUUGAAGCCCUGAUUGAACCACAGCCCCUGUGUCUACAAUCAACUAGGAAUAAUGAGCUCUUUGGAUCAGGCGAACUAAAACAGCAAGGCCCUUGGGUGUAACACUGCUCAUUAGCACCUUUGCUACAUUGUACGAUUAUUACAGGAGUUGCCUUUUGGAAAUGUAUUUGUCAGGUCUACUCAAGUGUGUAUGCUUCAACUGGAGAUGAUCAAGACUGGAAGAGGUAUAUUAGGAAUUUAAGGAACCAAGUUUUGGUGAUUGACUCAUUCACCGUCCAUGAGCCCCUGCUUGGUUGCUAUAGGAACAGUCAGUGUUCUAGUGAGAAUGUUAGUGUUAUGGAACAGGAGGUCUGACAGCAUUAGUUCAUUCAGUUAAACACCAUCAGUAGAAGAAUUGGAUAAGGGAACAUUGUCACGGUUUGAAUUAACAGUAUGGGACUUCAAGGUUUGUCCAGUUUCUUCACCAAUCAAUGGGUCUUAUCAUAGUGCCUAUUUCAUACUGAUUACGCUGUAUACAAAAAUAUCCUCUCACUCCAGGAAUCACAUGAUUAAGAAGGCAAUACAUUUUGUCCUGACACAAGCCUAGUGACUGAGUUUGCAUCAGGAGACACAGGAGUAAAAAGUUGGUUUGAAUUGUCAAUGUUUUGUGAAACAAAUGUGCAAUGAGUACCUUUUUGAUUCAUUUUGUGGGUCUGAGUUUAAUAGGAGCAGCCAGUAGGGAUGUGUCACGGUCCCAAACGGCAUCCUAAAGGGAAUAGGGUGCUAUUUGGGAUGCAGAUCAUUUCUCUGGUACUGUACAGGGAUCUUACAUUAACUCAACCAAGACAGACAUGCCUGUUCUGUUUGGUUUACUAUGUCAAACCAAUUCUACACGGGUUAUUCUCACUAACUACUGCAUGUGACACAGCCAAGGUAAAGAUUACCUUAAGGAUUGUUGCCAUAGCACCCAGGCGCCACUCAACGGACUGUCUCCGGUAUGAUGUAUAUAAACAAUUAUUUAGCUGGAUCAGCAAGGUGAGCUUUUCAUGGUCUUUCUGUUCCUGUAGGUCAAACCCUUCUUCCAGACUCAAUGGGUUCUACACAGAUGAAACAAUGUAUAGCUCUUGGUUUAGUGACUUGUCAAGGUUUCCCCUGAUUUAAGUCUUCAGAUACAAACCUUUUCCUCACCUCCAGUGUUCUAGACAAGGUUAACCUCUUACUACCAGCAGCCUGUGUUCUUUCAGUUAAACUUCACUGUAUUUUAUUUAAGGAAAUCCUGUUUUAUUCUACAGUAUAUACAUUUGCUUAAUCUUGCACAUUUGAGAAGGCUAACUUAAUGAACUGUACCGAUGUAUAUAAGUGUUAAUUUUGUCUGUUCAUGGGGAAUGUAGUAAUCAAGUCCUAGGUAUGAGGUUAUUUUGUCGUUUAAAGAGUAACAUAUCACGUAAGUGACCGGUUAAAUUAAAAGGUGCUACACAAGAUUGAAUUGUAAGUUCAGAAAAUGUCCGUAUCUGCUGUAACAGUGGAAUGAUAAGUAACGGCGACUACCCUGCUAGCGUUUUGAUUGCUGUGGAGUUCGUCUGAAUGGGAAAGCUAUUCUGGUUGCUAAAAUUCUACACUGUUCGCUCAAUUUCAGUUUGAAAUAUUUGUGGACCAAAAGCAAGUUUUGGUCCACCAGCUUUAAAAAGAUUUCAAAUUUAGAUGGUACACUUCAGUGGUUGUUUUUGAAGUGUAGAAAUGUCAGAACAGCUUUCCCAUUAUGACAAGCUGCCACUCCGGCAGGUAAGUAAUACUAUUCCACUAUUAGCGCCAGACACUUCCUAAAAUUACAUCACAAAUCCUAUUGUGAAGCACCUUAAGACAAACAGGAAAAUCCAUUCUGUCCAUAACUGUAAUAUUUGUACUUCAUAUUGAUGAUCAUGCUUAGUGUAUUUGAAUGACAUGUUUCAUAUGGAAAUAAAUGCACAUUUACUUC
This is a messenger RNA of Oncorhynchus kisutch (coho salmon), 7394 nucleotides long. RefSeq names its product lemur tyrosine kinase 2 (gene lmtk2). The record is from RefSeq and is a predicted model, not a curated record. Gene Ontology annotation, molecular function: protein kinase activity; ATP binding. The transcript is spliced from 14 exons. Gene Ontology annotation, biological process: protein phosphorylation. Lineage: Eukaryota; Metazoa; Chordata; Actinopteri; Salmoniformes; Salmonidae. Bases 399 to 5036 code for a protein of 1545 amino acids.